Molecule: messenger RNA, 1250 nt
Organism: Choloepus didactylus (southern two-toed sloth)
Lineage: Eukaryota; Metazoa; Chordata; Mammalia; Pilosa; Megalonychidae
Gene: C6H11orf52
Product: chromosome 6 C11orf52 homolog
Exons: 6
Coding region: 155-676 (173 amino acids)
Cellular component (GO): extracellular exosome
Source: RefSeq, a predicted model, not a curated record
UUUCACUGAAGCUUGAAGCUCAAAGUCUAUGGCCUCACUAAAGAAGCUCAAAAGCCCUAAGGUGGCUUCCAAAGUCCAACCUGCUAGAUUGAAAUCUGACACUGACAGAGACUCCCCUGGAGCUGCCACUGAAAGCUAGACGGGGAACCAGGAAAUGCACAAGCCUCUUUAUUGCAGAAAAACUGCUGGGCUCCCUCAGAGACACGGUACCAUGGGAAACCAUAUCUGCUGUGGGGGAAGCUGCAAAAGAAGAAAACUUUCCUGGGAGACAAAUGGGGUUGGCUCUGGUGAGAGCUGGAAAUAUACUACCAAGAAAAAGCAUGAAGAGAGCUUUCCAUCAACUUUUCAGAGGAAAAAGAAACCAGGGAGCCAAGCAAGACAGACAUUGAAGCAGCAGCAGCAACUGCAGCAACAGAAUGGCACAAAGGGUCCUGAAACACCAGGCCGUACAUAUAAGCGCGUGUUAGAGCACCCCAAGUCUCAAGAAAGGACUCCACGCCUCUGCUCAGAGGGGAGCAGCUUGCAUUAUGCAGACAUCCAACUGUUCAGCCAUAGCGAGCCACAUUCUGCCCAGGGAAUGAAGCACCUGCGGUCAGAAAACACAGUGGAGUAUGCAAUCCUUCGCUUCCCCCAGGUCACGCCUCACUAUGACAGCAGGAAUGGAACCCUGGUGUGAGCCUUGGGGAGCAGGGGACAGUUUCCAUCAUCUCACCACUACUUCCGUGAUGAGAAUCUACUUUGAGGAAUUGGGUGGCAACCCAAUUAGCCACGUUUUAAGCUUUAAGAGCUCCUGGAAUUGUGAAGGUCACCAAUCUUGCUCUCUCCCCUAGGUGUAACUCUUAUUUGCCAGCAUUGGCUUGGAGUCGUGUUUUGGUUAGCUAGCGGUGGAGUGUACCGGAAAUAGGUCUUUGACGCCUACAUGUAUUCCUGCACUCAAGAAAAAUGGAGAAAGGUUACCUCAUAAGCACUUUGGGCUCAUCUUGUUGGACUUUAUUUAGUGGUUAUCUCUUUUAUUCACCUUAAACUCCAAAUCUGAAGAACAGGCGCUUCGGAAAAGCAUUCUGAGCUUGUGCAGACUGCCCCCAGACUGGCUUAGGCAGAGGCAAAUGGAGGCAGGACUGAGGCCUGGAGGAAGGCUACAAAGACUUCUUGUCACCGAUACCUGACAGCACAGUAGGGCUCGGAAACUCCCCUUGGCUAGACUGUUAACUCUCCCGGGUGCGGAGCCGCUGGGAUCAAUAAAUCGCUUA